Messenger RNA from Schizophyllum commune H4-8, 1120 nucleotides. Its product is annotated as Metallo-hydrolase/oxidoreductase. The transcript is spliced from 5 exons. The coding region runs from base 31 to 1089 and encodes 352 amino acids. Lineage: Eukaryota; Fungi; Basidiomycota; Agaricomycetes; Agaricales; Schizophyllaceae. Gene Ontology annotation, biological process: secondary metabolite biosynthetic process. The record is from RefSeq and is a predicted model, not a curated record.
UCCAUCUCGACGGUACGACCUCUGAACGACAUGGAUAAGCUUGAGAGUCUUCCCUCUAUCGCAAGGCUCAGCGAGCGCGUCGUCCGGGUACUCGGUCAAGUAAACCCAGGCAAAUUCACUCUGCAAGGCACAAAUACCUACCUAAUCGGCACAGCCAACCCCUACAUACUCCUCGAUACCGGCGAGGGCCUUGAGGAGUACAUAACCGUGCUCGAGUCUGCACUGAAGCAGGAAGCGCAAAUUGCAAACCCAAAUAAGCCCGACGUCUCCGACAUAAUUAUCUCCCAUUGGCACCAUGACCAUGUCGGCGGUCUGCCCUCCGUACUCGCGCUUCUGCGUAAUCUCUGGAACGAAAGGAACCCGUCUCUCCCUUUCGUCCCUCCCCGCCUGCACAAGUACCCCCUCGACGCGAAGUCUGGCGUGCCUUCGAGCUUCUCCUCCCACUUAAAGCUUCCUUCCAUCCUCGCUUCGCUGCCAACCGACUCGUAUACUCCGUCUCUUACCGGAGCGCAUCUUCACGACCUUUCCGACGGCCAGACCCUCACCACCGCCGACGGCUCCGCGACCCUCCAAGUCCUCCACACCCCCGGACACACUACCGACUCCAUCGCGCUCUACAUCACCCAGGACGGCGCCCUGUAUACCGCCGACUCCGUCCUCGGGCAAGGCACGGCUGUCUUCGAGGACCUCUCCGCCUACCUCGCCAGCCUGCGCAAGAUGCUCGAUUUCUGCGCCGCUGGAGAUGGCGCGGCGUACACUGUCCUCUAUCCCGGCCACGGACCCGUGGUGAAGGACGGGUGCCAGACGAUCGAGACGUAUAUCAAGCAUCGGCUAGAGCGGGAGUCGCAGAUCAUCGCAGUAUUGCAGAGCGACGGGGCUCUGGCGGACGGGAACACGAUCACCACGAGGGAUAUUGUCGCGGUCAUCUACAAGGACUACCCCAAGAAUUUAUGGGAGCCCGCGGCUUAUAGCGUCAAUCUGCAUCUGCGAAAGUUGGAGGUCGAUGGCGUCGUGCGGCGAGCUGGAGAGAUCGAAGGGCUGGAAGCGAAGUGGGAGGUCAUAGGGAAGCACGCCGCUAGCCGCUAUUGAAGUAGCGUUCAAUGUACCACCAUGUAUCUGC